Messenger RNA from Contarinia nasturtii (swede midge), 1630 nucleotides. RefSeq names its product dimethylaniline monooxygenase [N-oxide-forming] 3-like. Lineage: Eukaryota; Metazoa; Arthropoda; Insecta; Diptera; Cecidomyiidae. Gene Ontology annotation, molecular function: flavin adenine dinucleotide binding; NADP binding; N,N-dimethylaniline monooxygenase activity. The transcript has 7 exons. The record is from RefSeq and is a predicted model, not a curated record. The coding region runs from base 116 to 1531 and encodes 471 amino acids.
AUGACUUAACCGAACUGUGUAUUGUUAAUAGAAAGGACUUUUUCAAGCGACAUUUGAUUACAGGUCAAUAGUCUUUACAAAAAGUCGAGUUUGUAUCCAUCAGUUAAUAUCUAUAAUGGUAUCCGUUACAGUUAAAUGUUUAAUUUUGGCAUUCGUGUAUUCUGCAUUGAGUACACAUGUAGCCGCACAUUCGAAUGUGAAAAAGAUUUUGAAUAUUGCUAUAAUUGGCGCCGGAGCUUCAGGUCUUGCGAGUGCAAAAAAUGCCAUUGAAGAUGGACACAAUGUGGUGAUAUUCGAAAAAAGCGGGGCACUCGGUGGGGUAUGGUUUUAUACGGACCAAAUAGGGAAAGAUGAAUAUGGUGUUGAUAUUCAUACUCCAAUGUACAAAGAGCUACGAACAAAUACACCGUACCAAACCAUGGAGUUUCCAAAUUUCACAUAUCCAGAAAGCACACCGUCGUAUCCUUCACAUGAAGUUGUAUGGAAGUACUUGGAUUCAUAUGCUGAACAUUUUCAUAUAAAGGAACACAUAAAAUAUCAUCAUUUGGUUGAAAAAAUCCAUUCAAUACAAAACAAGAAGUGGGAAAUAAGUGUCAAGGACAUGCCUAAAAACCAAAGCGUAAAGUUAACAUUUGACGCUGUUUUUAUUUGCAUUGGUAUUAGUUCUUCCCCACAAAUUCCAAAAAUCGCGGGCGUCACAGAAUUUAAAGGAAAAAUCAUGCACAGUCGUAACUAUCGAAAACCUGAAGCAUUUGAAGGAGAAGAUGUACUAAUUGUUGGAACUGGUCCAAGUGGUAACGAUGUGGUGAACCAACUCGACAAUAUUGCCAACCGAAUAACGCUUAGCUCUCGUGAAGAUGGUCCAAAUGAAUCUCGUGUUAUAAAAAUCAUAGAAAAAGUUGUUGAAAUAUGUGGUAAUUGCCUCGAUAAAAAAGAAGAACAGCAUCAAUUCGGUUUACUUGCAAAUGAUAUCUCAUUUAAAGGCAACGUGAAACGAUUCAUUGGAUCAAAUGGAGUCGAAUUUGAUGAUGGGACGAUUCAAAAUUUCACAGUCGUUAUCUAUGCAACAGGUUAUAAAUACUCUUUUCCAUUUCUGAGUAGAAAUUCUGGAAUUAUGGUUAAGGAAAAUCACGUUGAUCCCUUGUAUAAACAAAUUUUGAACAUUAAACACCCAACUAUGGCCUUUAUCGGGAUUCCUUUUACUGCGGUUCACAAUCGGAUGUAUGAUUUGCAGGCACGUUUUGCACUGAAAUUCAUCUCUGGAGCCAAACUAUUGCCAUCAUAUAAAGAAAUGCUGGAAGAUUCGAAGAUGAUAUCAUUUAAAAGCAAGCCUCAUUUACUGGGAUUGAUGCACAAACUAUAUUAUAAAGAUCUUGCGGACACUGCUGAGAUUGAUAGUAUACCAGAAAUUUAUUCAGAAAUACUUGUAGAUGCUUUGAUAUGUUCAAAUGUUUCGCCGGAUUUUCGUGAAAUGAAAUAUGUCAUAAUCGACGAUGAAAACUUCACCAAAGAAUAUGAUGAUAAUUUAUAAGAGGAAUAUUUGAUAAAAUCAUGUCAUCAUUAAGAUGAAAAUAAUUAUUUCGCGACCAUUUUUCAAGUAGUUUUGAUUGCUUCUUGAUUUUUGACUGUA